Messenger RNA from Drosophila ficusphila, 8413 nucleotides. It is a transcript of the gene Sema1a, whose product is annotated as semaphorin-1A. NCBI's taxonomy places the organism in Eukaryota, Metazoa, Arthropoda, Insecta, Diptera, Drosophilidae. Gene Ontology annotation, molecular function: chemorepellent activity; semaphorin receptor binding. Gene Ontology annotation, biological process: negative chemotaxis; axon guidance; positive regulation of cell migration. The record is from RefSeq and is a predicted model, not a curated record. The transcript has 23 exons.
CGCCCGCGCUGCCGCAGCGCGUUGCUCACCGGUUGGAAAAUAUCUCAAAAUAUCAGAAUAAAAACAACAAUAUUGGAUAUAACGCCGGGAAAAAUAUCAAAAAACGAUAUUUGGUUUCUUGUAAAAAUAUCAUUUUCCAAGAUAUUUUCAUAUAUUUUUUGGUGAUCCGGAAAAUAAGAUAUACAAAUAAAUCUUUCGCGCUGAUAAACAAAUUCCCACACCGAAAGGUAUUUGUCCCGCAACUUUGAAAAGUUAUUGGUCCAUUGUGUACAUUAAUUAAUAAAUGGUGUUUAAGCCAGAAACAAAGUGAAUACGAAAAAAAGUAAGGAAAAAACCAAGGAAAAUAUGCUCAGAAAACGCAUCCAUAGCAUACUUAUUAUCGCAUAAAAAGCCGGUACCGUUAAUUCGGAUUGCUAUAAUCGCCGCCGCGUUAAUUCGACUCCAGCACCGCCCCGACCCCCUCCAUCCGUUUAUAUAUCCGACUAACCGUUAUCGUGCGCGUGUAUCUGUCUGUGUGUGCGUGAUAUCCUUUAUAUCUCUGUACAUAUGUACAAUAUUUGUCGUCGUCGUCGUGCAUCGUUGUUGUUGUUCUUGCUGUUAUCCUAUUAUUCAUCGUCCGCUGGCAUUAAUCUGCGUAUAAAGUAAAUAUAAAAAAUUUGUGUUCUUCGGUGUUGUCUCGUGUAAGUGUCUAUAAUUUGUUUAAGUACGACAAGCGAUCGGUGCGAAUCAAAAAAAUCUCCUGUCUGUGUGUGCAAAUUGAUAACAACGCUAUUGAAACAGCAACAACAAAGAAAUCAAUCAAUCAACGUCAGCACUUUUCCGAUAAAACAGGAACUGCUGGGACUACCAAUCUUCUCAAUCUUCAAAGUAUUUCUGAUCCUGGGUUUCAGUCGUUUAAAAAAAUCCUGUUCGUAAACUUCAACUUAUCGGGAACUAUUUAAAAAGAUAUGACUGACUUCUCAUUCCUUACCGAACUUGAUUCGCCAUAAGUAAAACAAUUCCAAAGACGAAUUAAAUCCUGUUAUAAAAAAAAAAGUAAAAGUUGUUGCAUACAAUAUAAUCAAUAUAUUUGCCAUAUUUAAUAUCCACUUAAAAAUUAGACUUAAUUCAGAUGCAGUAACUAUAAAACACGCACAACCAAACCAAAACAAAAAUAAAAUCAAAUUCAUUUAAAAACAGUUAAGUCAGAGGAAAAGCACACACAGAAAACCAACAAUAGUAAAUGUUGCAAAUUUAAUCAAACCAACCGAAGUUUAACUAAAUUUUAUGCAAAAUAAAUAUGUUAAAUUUACACAACACAAACCACAAUAACAGCAGCGCCAAGAACAACUACAACAAAAGCCACAAAAUGCAUUUGAAAAGUGCAACGGCAAAAGCAACAAUAAUGAAACAUAAGUUAAGCAAAUUUUACGGAUACGGUUGGAUGCAAGUCUUCCUACUACUUACAGUCCUCGUGAUUGGUAAUCAAAGUGCCUGGCAGGAGAAUAUACGACCAAAACUCUACGUUGAAUUAGGUCCCGAAGAUGUACUGAAGUUUGUGGGCAACGAAAGUGUCGUGGAUCACUUCAAGCUCGUCACCAAGGAUGGCAACAGUCUGCUCAUCGGUGCCAGAAAUACGGUUUUUAAUUUAAGCAUACAUGAUCUCGUCGAGCAGCAGCGCUUGGUCUGGACAUCGCCCGAGGACGACACCAAAAUGUGUCUGGUCAAGGGAAAGGAUGAGGAGGCCUGUCAGAACUACAUUCGCAUCAUAGUGGUGCCAUCGCCGGGUCGCCUCUUCGUUUGCGGCACCAACUCGUUCCGGCCAAUGUGCAACACGUACCUCAUCAGCGACAGCAACUACACGCUGGAGGCAACGAAAAACGGACAGGCGGUGUGCCCCUACGAUCCCCGUCACAACUCCACCUCUGUGCUGGCUGAUAACGAACUGUAUUCCGGAACCGUGGCGGAUUUCAGUGGCAGCGAUCCGAUUAUUUACCGAGAACCCCUGCAAACCGAGCAGUACGAUAGCCUAAGUCUCAACGCACCGAACUUUGUGAGCUCAUUUACGCAGGGCGACUUUGUCUAUUUCUUCUUUCGGGAAACCGCUGUGGAGUUCAUCAACUGUGGCAAGGCGAUUUAUUCGCGCGUUGCCCGCGUUUGCAAGUGGGACAAAGGUGGCCCGCAUCGAUUCCGCAACCGCUGGACAUCCUUCCUCAAGUCCCGCCUCAACUGCUCCAUUCCCGGCGAUUAUCCUUUCUACUUUAAUGAAAUUCAAUCGGCAAGCAAUCUGGUGGAGGGACAGUAUGGCUCUAUGAGCUCGAAGCUGAUCUACGGAGUCUUCAACACGCCGACCAACUCGAUUCCCGGCUCUGCGGUUUGUGCCUUUGCCCUGCAGGACAUUGCCGAUACGUUUGAGGGCCAGUUCAAGGAGCAGAGCGGCAUAAGCUCCAACUGGCUGCCAGUGAACAAUGCCAAGGUUCCCGAUCCUCGUCCUGGUGCCUGCAGCAACGAUUCGAGAGGACUUCCGGAUCCCACAUUGAACUUCAUCAAAACGCAUUCUUUAAUGGACGAGAAUGUCCCGGCAUUUUUCAGUCAACCGAUUUUGGUCCGGACGAGCACAAUAUAUCGCUUUACCCAAAUUGCUGUGGAUGCUCAGAUUAAAACUCCGGGCGGCAAGACAUACGAUGUUAUUUUUGUGGGCACAGGUAUCACGGGAAAGAUUAUUAAGUCAGUGAAUGCGGAAUCCGCAGAUUCUGCGGAAAAGGUUACUUCGGUGGUCAUCGAGGAAAUCGAUGUGCUGACCAAGAGUGAACCCAUUCGCAAUCUUGAGAUUGUUAGAACCAUGCAGUACGAUCAACCCAAAGAUGGCAGCUAUGACGAUGGCAAAUUAAUCAUUGUGACAGACAGCCAGGUGGUGGCCAUACAAUUGCACCGUUGUCACAAUGACAAAAUCACCAGCUGCAGUGAGUGCGUCGCAUUGCAGGAUCCGUACUGCGCCUGGGACAAAAUUGCUGGCAAGUGCCGUUCGCACGGCGCCCCCAGAUGGCUGGAGGAGAACUAUUUCUACCAGAAUGUGGCCACUGGCCAGCAUGCCGCAUGCCCCUCAGGCAAAAUCAAUUCGAAGGAUGCCAACGCUGGGGAGCAGAAGGGCUUCCGCAACGACAUGGACUUAUUGGAUUCGCGGCGCCAGAGCAAGGAUCAGGAAAUCAUCGACAAUAUUGAUAAGAACUUUGAAGGUCCCCAAAUAUCCGCAGAUAUAAUCAACGCCCAGUACACGGUGGAGACCCUUGUGAUGGCCGUCUUGGCCGGCUCGAUCUUCUCGCUGCUGGUCGGCUUCUUUACAGGAUACUUCUGCGGUCGACGCUGUCACAAGGACGAGGACGACAAUCUGCCAUAUCCGGAUACGGAGUACGAGUACUUCGAGCAGCGCCAAAACGUCAAUAGCUUCCCCUCCUCCUGUCGCAUCCAGCAGGAGCCCAAGCUGCUGCCCCAGGUGGAGGAGGUGACGUAUGCGGAGCCGGUGCUCCUGCCCCAACCACCGCCACCAAACAAGAUGCAUUCUCCGAAGAACACGCUGCGCAAGCCGCCAAUGCACCAGAUGCACCAGGGUCCCAACUCGGAGACGCUCUUCCAGUUCCAACCGGAUGGAUACAACACACAGCAAUCGUAUCGCGGUCGCGACAACUUCGGAACACUGCGUUCCCAUCAGGUGAUGGGUGACAACUAUAGGCGCGGCGAUGGCUUUUCCACCACCCGCAGCGUCAAGAAGGCUGUAAACAACACAAACACACGUAACAGAAGUCUUGGUCGCGCAAGAAGACAGCCGCCCCGUCAUGGCAUUGUAACUCAACACCGCUCGAAUAGCCCCCCACAGCAGCAGCAGCAGUCCCAGCAGCCGCACUCCAGUUCCGGCUCCUCGCCCGUAAUGUCCAACAGCAGCAGCAGUCCGGCUCCGCCAUCCAGCAGUCCGAGUCCGCAGGAGAGCCCCAAGAACUGCAGCUACAUCUACCGUGAUUGAUUGAUAUGCAACACCAAAUCGAUGCCGCUCAUCCAGACGCAGUCCGCUGCGAAUCCCCACAAUUCCAAGACGCACCCGAAUCCCAAGCAGCCGUCCCCCGCCACCGGAAUGACCACGCCCCCAGCACAGCCACGCCCCCGGAGCCCGAUGAUCGGCAGGACCUAUGCCAAAUCCAUGCCCGUGACGCCGGUGCAACCGCAAUCCCCGCUGGCGGAGACGCCCUCGUACGAGCUCUACGAACGCCACUCGGACGCCACGUUCCACUUCGACGAUCAGCAGGACGACGAUGAGGAUGAGGACGAACAGGACCAGGAGGACUCCUCAUCGCUGGCCAUGAUCACACCGCCGCCGCCCUACGACACGCCACAUUUGCUCGCCUCGCCGCCGCUGCCGCCACCUCGUCGAUUUCGCUUCGGCAACCGGGAGCUGUUCAGCAUGAGUCCUGCCGGAGGCGGAGCCACGCCCACAGCCUCGGGAAGCUCCACGCAUCGAGGAGGGGGCGGCGGCAGCAGCAGCGCCAUAACGCCCACCAAGCUAAGCGCAGCGGCAGCGGCCAUGUUCGCCGCCCCCCAAAUGGCCACCCAACUCAACCGGAAGUGGGCGCAUCUGCAGCGGCGACGGCGCAGGCGCAACAGCAGCUCCGGCGACUCCAAGGAGCUGGACAAACUGGUCCUGCAAUCGGUCGACUGGGACGAGAACGAGAUGUACUAGCACACAAGCCGCCAAUGAGACAGCAGAAAGACUUCUAUUUAAGAUAAAUUGCAUCUAAUUUUCCAUCUAAAGACAAUUUUCGAAAAAUUGAAAUUAGAUUAACUCUCUGCUAAACUAAAAACAUUCACAAAGAUUUUUAAAGCUCUUGGUAGGCAAAUUGGUCAACACAUGCGAUUUUAAGGUAGUAGUUAUCAGGUAACUGAUCUAAGCCAACUUCAAUGUGAAAGUCAGGGAACUUUCUUCAAACAUUUGCGAAUGCUUAUACAACUGUUAAAAAGCCAAUCUAAAUUCGAGAUUUUUAAGGGUUAACAUUUCUUUUAGUUUUUUGGAAAAUAUUUUGAAUAAAAUGAGCUAAACGAAAGAUAAUUCUCAUCGGUAGUAUUUUAGAAUAUUUAACCAGUUUGGUAAACAGUAAAGAUUCCUUAUUUAAUUCUUUUUAAAAAAUGAAAUUCCCCUGACUUACACUUUUAACUUUGAAGAAGUUCACAUCUACCUUAAUUAGUACACAGGACUCAACUUAAAAGUGGCGAUGCAGCUUAAACGUGGCUUUCAAUUAGGGCGUAUGAUUCAUCCCUACCUCAAUCCCCCUUCCUCUAAAACACAAAUAGCAAUCGAAGAAAUCAGUUAAUAGCAGUGGGAACUGGAUGGGGUAUUUACUUACACACAAAAGCCAGAGAAGUUAUACACGAAAUUUAUAGUUAUAUAGCCUUUAUACAUAUUCCACGAUCUGCUAGGUAUACACAUGCAUAACAUUAAAUACGUAUAUAUGACUCUAUAUAUACUAACGAUGAUAUAGACACGGUUUAAAAGAAACGGCUACGCUAAAUUAGAGCUGCAAACGAUAUUGUUAAUUAACAUUAGAGAGAAACCAAAAGUUGUAAAUAUUAAUCCUAAUGGUGGACAAGACGUAACGUAAUCUAAGCAACCUUAUUCGAAUAGAGUAUACACGAUAUACAAGAUUUUUUGCAUUUAACCCAGAGAAAUAAAAAUAGAAGAAAUUUAAACGGCAUAACAAAUGAUUGAGGAAGAUGAGAAAACAAAACGAAACGCUUAUUACUGAUUUACACAAAUGAAAUAAAUUACCCAAAUAGUAGGAGGGCGAACAAAUUAGUCAUAAGCCGUCAAAAGUCGGGGAAAUUUAGGGGGAUUGCAUUCGGGAUUCAUUCCGAACCGGAAUCGCAACUGCCAAUCGCAACGCAGCGCUCCCAUCGAAAUCGAAUCCAUCGAGUGCAUUUUCCAUUGUCAAUUUAAUUUGCAGAGCCUCAAGCUAUAGUAUAGUACUUUUUCAGACUCCUGUGCUCCAGUCUGCUAUAGGAACGUGUAAAUUGUGUACAGGACUAUACGCAUUAUUCAACCGAUCUGUACAGAUACAACAGUAUGUGCGAUAUGUGCCAUAAUUGGGUGUGUGCCCACCUUGAGUUUAGUUGUUAUUGUUUGCAUUGAUUCAGAAUAGUUCUUUACUCAGAACAGAACUCGCUAUCUUUGUAUAUAUACGAAUAUUAAUAUAUAUAUACAUAUAUGCAUGAAGAGGAACACACAAAUGUCAUGUGAAGUGAUCGAUCAAAAUUUAGUGAAAGCAUUAAAACUAAACUUUAGCUUAGCCACAUAGGGUUUGUAUUAUAGAUCGGGCCAGAGGGCAGAACAAAACUUUUGAAAAUAUUUUCACUAGGGGCAUUGCUAAUGUUGUUCUCGUAAUAGAGUAUAUUAGAAGUAGGCUAAGCUAAUCGAUAUUCAAUAUUUUGUAUGAGAAACAUUAAAAUCAACCGAUCAAACUUGGAAAUUGCGUUGCAAGACGAGUAAAAAAAGCGUAGAAAUAUCUAAAUCAAAGCAAAUGUAUAAACAACAAACACAUUAUAAAGAGUAGUUUUAAAACCCACACAAGCGUAAGCGUGUAUAUUAAUUAAUAUAUACUUUAUGCAGCUGCAAUUUAAAGCUUUUUAUAUGCAAUUUUACUUUUUGACAACAUGUAUACAACCGAAGAAAACAAAAAUUUAAUAUCUCAAAAGGAAAGGAACGCAAUUACAUUUAGACAGCCAAAGACACAAAUGAUUAAUGAAUACGUUUUGAUAGUUAUUUGUGCUUAUUUUUAAUUAGUUUUAUUUGUAAAUACGUAUAAUUUUAACGAAGUUCGCAACAAUCUGAUUUCCAUCUCGGUUUUUAUAGUUUCUAAUUUAUUGUUUUUCUGUUAUUUGUUAAGGAUACAGUGUCGAGUACUUUGAAAGCAAUACAAACACUUCAAAUUGUGUAAGCAAAAAAUAAACACGAGGAUUCAGACACAUAGAGUAGCAGCAGAUGGAUACAACUUAGGAAUACACUAGAGUUUUGAGCUAAUUCUAGAUCUACAUCAACUACUUAUACAAUUUCAUACAAGUAUUAACUGAAUCAGAUCAUUAACUUUUAUACACUUUACCAUUUACAUAUAUACAAGCAAACUGAAUGCCGAUUACCGAUUAUUCAAUAUACAAGGCAAAAUCUAACAUGUAAUUGUAAUUUGAAGCCAGGCUGCAAUUGAAAGGUUUUACAGUAAAUUAUGCCUACAGACAUAAACCAGCAACAACAGUAACAAGAGCAGAGAAUCCAUAAGUAUAUACUUAUACAUAAAUAUAGAUGACCCAUAUACAUACACUUAUUAGAUACUUUAGGAGAGAGAUUCUCUAGAAAUGCUUUUAAAUUUAAAAAAACCAAAAAAAGAACAAAAGAUGAAAUAAAAAAAAUAACUGAUUUAAGCAAAGUAUUUUAUUAAAAACCCCCAAUAACCAAAAAACAGAGUCAAACGCAAAAAAAAAAAUAAAAAAAAAAAAAAACUAUAAAUUUCUUAAAACUUUCAGCAAAAAGCAAACAUUUGUGAGAUAAGCCAAGUCAGACACUUUUUUAGAUGAGCAAAAUUGGGGUUGACGAUAACGACGAUCACUAUGACGUCGUCGAAGAUACUUUAAAGAUAAUUAUAAGCUUAAUGAAAACGAUUUUUAACUUUCUCCGAAUAAGACGAAAACAAUUAUUACCUACAGAUUGUAGUGGUCGCAUUCAUAUUUGCUAAUUAGCAACUUAUUAAACUAUAAAGAGCAACCAACAUUUAAAAAUUAGAACUGAAAGCAGGAACCCAAAAAAUUAAAAUGAUAACAAUCCAUGACACAACACAACACACCCAAGUUUUCAUUUUUCAUUAAAAAACGAUAUAUAUUCAAGUGCUUCUUACAUAAAAUAAAUAUAAAUAUAUAUGAAACAAAAAUAUAUAAAUGAUUACAUGAUAGAUAUUAUUACGAGCAGGCAUUACAUUACAAAUACCUACUAACUAGACUAAGGCAUUUAAAAACAAACUCGAUUAUUAUGAACUUUAUUAUUAUGUUUUGUGAAAACGAGCGAACUAUUACAGAUAAAGGAAAUCAGAUUACUGAGCCGAUUUAGAGUAAGCACAAGAAGUCUGUACGAUGUCUGGUUCCGUUUGGUUUUAUAAUUUCUAAGUAGCCAGCUCUCUAUGCAUAUAGAAUAAAUACAAACACACACUGACACGUAAUCAAUGCAUUUUACUUACUUGAAGGCCAUCAACAAAACAAAGUUAAGCGAGUUCAUGAAUUCAAUUUAUAUAAUUAUGUUAAGAUUUUAUAACGCAACAAGCCUAACGUAUGCAUUACAAAUAUGAAUACUAUUAUGCGAAACUUUGUAAAUACUUCACCAACCAAAUAAAUAUUCCUUCAUUCAAGCAAA